Symbiodinium pilosum is the source of this 1188-nucleotide messenger RNA. The record is from the annotation of a GenBank genome assembly. NCBI's taxonomy places the organism in Eukaryota, Dinophyceae, Suessiales, Symbiodiniaceae.
AUGCAAAGACAUGUUUGGCGGCGAGGCACAGUUUUGCUUGGCAGCCAGAGACGCGCAGCCAAAGCUGUAGCUGCCGUUUUUCAUGAAGUUGGCAAACCAAUGGAGCUUCAGGAGAUCCCUCUCCCUGAGAAGUUGAAUGAGGGUGAGCUUCUGGUUCGCAUGGAGGUUGCAACAAUUUGUGGUAGCGAUCUGCACACUGUCAGCGGCAAGCGACAGGAACCAAUGCCUUUAGUCUUAGGCCAUGAAGGUGUGGGCGUCAUUGAGAGGGUUGGCUCAGAUAUUUUCAGUGGCAACCGUCCGAGGCACCGUGGCUGGAAGCUGCAGGAGGGCGACCGGAUAACUUUCAGUGUUGCAGAUUCCUGCGGUAUGUGUCCGGAGUGCACCUUACACAAGUUGCCCCAGAAGUGUGUCUCUUUGAUGAAGUAUGGGCACGCGAGAAUUUCAGAGGGAAGUGGCUUGAAUGGCACGUACGCGACACACGUGCUACUGCGGCCUGGGACCCACGCUGUGAAACUUCCUGGCACGCUGAGCUCGCGGGUCUGUUCCCCUGCCAAUUGUGCUCUUGCCACCGUUGUCAAUGCGCUGGACAUGGCCAGGCUUCCGAGGUACGGCUCCAACAAGAGCGCAGUUGUGCAAGGAGUUGGGCUUUUGGGCAUCUAUGCCGUGGCCUGGUUGAAGAAGCGUGUCGGCAUGGACAGUGUCUUCUGCCUGGACACGCAUUCGGGGCGCUUGAAGACGGCCGAACGGUUUGGGGGAAUCCCCUUACUCGUGACAGGUGGGGAAGAGGAGUUCUGGGAAAGGCAACGCUUCAUACGCGAACGCUACCCGCGUGGUGUGGACGUUGCUGUUGAGAUGACGGGCGCGAAGAACGUCAUCCACGAGGGGGUGCAGCUGCUGCGAAACGGUGGCCACUACUCAUUCGCAGGUAUGGUACAUCCUGAUUCUCAGCUCUCCUCGCUGACCGGCGAGACCAUCAUUAAAAAGUGUCUCACCAUCCGUGGUGUUCACAACUACACUCCAUGGAACCUGGAAGAGGCGGUCAAGUUCCUGGACGAGUACCGUGAGGAGCUGCCUCUGGAUUCUGUCCUGUCACCCUCGAGUUAUGCCCUCUCGAAGAUCAACGAAGCCUUCGCAGAGGCGUACUCUGGCAAUUAUUGCCGCGUGGUGGUCAACUGCCAAGACAUUUGA